GUUUGCAAAUGCCAUUACCAGAACUCUUCCCCUUUUCGAAGUCGAAAUGACCGCUUCUAUCCAUCAAAAAUCGACUCUCGAUGCUCUGCCGAAAACUUUUGUUUCGGCCAUGCGGACAUUAUUCGAUGUCAUGGACGAUAAACGAACUGGCUACAUUCGUUUGGCUGACAUUGAAAAACGUUGGCACGAUUCCGCGAUUCGCGGCUUGCCCGCUGGUGUGAUCGACAGCUUGCGGAAAGUGACCCCUGCGAAUGGACUGCUGACUUUCGAACGUUUUUGUGCCGGUUUGCGGAUUUCUCUGUUGCGUCACGAACCCACAACAAACAAGCGCCACGGUGCUCCGAAGAGCGUCGUCUCGCGACCCGCGUCCGUCCCGUUGCCGGAACGAGAGAACAUUCCGGUUCGAAAGCCGGGCACCCCUCUCGGAAAGCCAUUCCCGCAUCAUUCGAACUCCACGGACCGAUUAUUAGCCGGUAGCAGCGCGCCGUCUCCCGUUCAGUCACGCUUGAAUCGGCAGAACACCGCGACGGUGCGUCCCAACAAUGUGACUUUCGUUCAACAAAGGGCGAUUAGCAUGCCACACCUGCAAACGGGUAUCAAGACUUGUCAUCCGCCUCCACCUCGCCCCGAGCCCCCCUGGAUUAAAAAGGAAUCCGCCAAACGUGUCGCCAACGAACCCAUGGACAGGACUCAAGUUUCUAUGGCCUUGGAAAAGUGGAGGAUGAUGAAAACUUAUCACUCUCCCUCGAAAUCGGACAAUCGAGAGGCCUUAAAAACAAUUUCGAAAUUUUCCCAGAAUAAUAUGCCUUCUUAUCCAAGUUUACCCAGUGAGCAAGUAUCCAGUAGUGAUGUUAAAGGCUAUAAUGUUGAAAUGGCCUCAAAUCUUUCAGUAGACAGUGGAGUGGGCUUAAGGCCUCAGGACAGAGGUCCAGCUGCAAAGAAAGCCAGCAGGAGAAGGGAGCCAAGACGACAUACUGUGUCCAAUGGAAUAGAUUAUAACAUGAUAAAACGGUUAAAAUUGUUGGAGCAGGAAAAAGAUUUCCUUUUACAAGGGAUGGAUGUCGUAGAACGGGCGCGCAAUUGGUACCUGCAGCAGAUUUCUAACGUUAAUGAUAAACUGGAAAGAGUCAGCAAAUGGGACAUUCCACAUUCGGAAUAUUCAAUGGAUGCACAGCAAGAAAGAUUGAAUUUCCAAAUGACUAGAAUUUCUGAAGUCAAUCAGCACCUAAAUGCAUUGAUGGAAACCUCAGAAAAGGGAUUUCCAAUCCAUAUGAAUCUAGCAGUUCAUCAGAGGAAUAUAUAUGGCAUUCAGAAGACAACCACUCAAACUAUUGAGCGCUUGAAAUCUCAAAACCAUGCAUUGACUGAGGAAAUUGCAAAGAAAAGUGAAAUGAUAACACAGUUAGAAACUGAAAAAUCAGCCCUGAUAAGAGAAUUAUUUCAUGCCAGAACUUAUCCUAAAAAGGAGCCAAAUGAUACCACAUUGUGGUAGUUAUUGAGGAGAAAACUUUUAUAGAGAUAUAUUUUUUGUUCCUUUUCUUUCAGUAUUUGAUUUGUACAAAUAUAUUUAU
Uloborus diversus is the source of this 1571-nucleotide messenger RNA. Its product is annotated as suppressor APC domain-containing protein 2-like. The record is from RefSeq and is a predicted model, not a curated record. Bases 47 to 1492 code for a protein of 481 amino acids. The transcript has 6 exons. Lineage: Eukaryota; Metazoa; Arthropoda; Arachnida; Araneae; Uloboridae.